Molecule: messenger RNA, 2766 nt
Organism: Phragmites australis (common reed)
Lineage: Eukaryota; Viridiplantae; Streptophyta; Magnoliopsida; Poales; Poaceae
Product: scarecrow-like protein 34
Exons: 1
Coding region: 129-2432 (767 amino acids)
Biological process (GO): regulation of DNA-templated transcription
Cellular component (GO): nucleus
Molecular function (GO): sequence-specific DNA binding; DNA-binding transcription factor activity
Source: RefSeq, a predicted model, not a curated record
UUCUCGUGCCCGGCGUCCAUGUCUCCCCUUCCUCCCCCAUUGCGAUCACAUUCCCCAUGUCUCCCUCGACACAAUAAUCGUACCCAUUCGCCAUCACAAAGCUUCGAUUUUUACCGCCGUCGCCGACCAUGGCCGCCACGCCGGAGGAGUUCCUGGGUCAGGAAGACUUCCUAGUUGUCGCUGACCCCGAGCCCUUCUCCCCCUCCGUCUUCCUCGACCUCCCACCGACGCCGCGCCCCGACGGCGGCCCCAGUGGCGAGGAUCUUGCCUCGUCGGACGACCUCGUCCUCCCCUUCAUCUCGCGCAUGCUCAUGGAAGAGGACAUCGACGACAAGUUCUUCUACCAGUACCCCGACCACCCCGCGCUCCUCACCGCCCAGGAGCCCUUCGCCAAGAUCCUCUCCGACGCCGCCACCACCACCUCCUCCGGCUCAGAUUCCGCCACCAGCAACACGGACGGAAGCGGCAACCCCACCCUAUCGCCGUCCUCCGCUGCCGACGCCACCUGGCAGUACGAUCCAAUCGAGCUCUCCCAGCUGCUCCAGUCCCCGCCGUACCCCGACAUGGGACUGGACGACCUUACCACCGACGAUGUCAACGCCUUCUUCAUGCCCACACAAGAUGGCGCCAGCGCCGGAGUCCAGAAGAGGCCGGCGCAAUUAGGGAACGCCGGUGACGCCAACGCGUUCGUUGCUGGUUACUUCGACGGUAGCACCGGCGUCCAGAGUUCGGGGUUCUGUGGCGCGGAGGAGGAUGAUACAAAGACAACGAUGACCACCUUGCCUGCUGGCGACGGGGACCACUGCGCGCUGGCCUCGGCCUUCUUCAGUGGCGAGAAUGGAGACAUGCUCAACCUGUCAUUCCUCAAGGGCAUGGAGGAGGCCAAGAAGUUCUUGCCCACUAACAACAGCCUCCUCAUCGACCUUGAGCUUGAGGACACCUCCGGGGAGCACCUGCUCAGAGACAGCAAGCUGUCGCGUGGCUUUGCUACCGGCCAAGUGAAGAAGGAUGGUAUGCCAAUGUUACAAGGAAGUGGUAAUGGCAGGGGCGGCAAGAACCAGCAUAGUGGGGAUGAUGACUUGGAGACCGAGACGGGCAGGAACAGCAAGCUGAUGGUGCCUGAGCCGGAAGAAACUGGCAAGAUGGUCGAUGAAACAAUUCUCAAUGUAUACGACCUGUGCCACAGUCAAAUGCAGGGCCUGCGCAUCACUAUGAGCAGCGAGGCUGAGAAAAACAUGAGGAAGUCAGGACAGGGAAGGCGGAGCACCAAUGAGGUGGUGGAUUUGCACACCUUGCUCAUCUACUGUGCACGGACUGUGGCCAUGGACGACCGACGGAGUGCGAUCGAACUGCUUAGGCAGAUCAAGCAGCACUCCUCGCCAAGCGGAGACGGCACACAAAGGGUAGCUCAUUGUUUUGCUGAGGGACUGGAGGCAAGGCUGGCAGGCACGGGGAGCCAUGUGUACAAGUCACUCAUGGCAAAGCGCACCUCGGACAUGGAGUUCCUCAAAGCCUACCAUCUGUACCUGGCAGCUAGCUGCUUCAAGACGAUGGCGUUCAAGUUCUCCAACACGAUCAUCCGCAAGGCCGUUGCUGGGAGGAAGAAGGUGCACAUUGUGGAUUACGGCAUCAAUUACGGGUUCCAGUGGCCAAACUUGUUGCGCUCGUUGGCUACUUGGGAGGGCGGACCACCGGAGGUGAGGAUCACCGGCAUUGACCUCCCCCAGCCCGGGUUCCGCCCAGCUGCUCGGAUUGAGGAGACAGGUCGCCGGCUCAGCGAUUGUGCCCGCCAGUUUGGCGUGCCAUUCAAGUUCCACAGCAUCGCAGCAAAGUGGGAGACGGUUCAUGUUGAUGAUCUGAACAUUGACCCCGAUGAGGUACUAAUCGUCAACAGUGUUGUCCAAUUUGGAAAUUUGAUGGACGAGGGCGUGGACAUAUACAGCCCGAGCCCCAGGGAUGUGGUCCUCAGCAACAUCCGGAAGAUGCGACCAGAUGUGUUCAUUCUUUUUGUCAUGAACGGCUCACAUAACGCGCCACUCUUUGUAACACGGUUCCGGGAGGCACUGUUCCAUUACUCGGCAAUGUUUGAUAUGCUGGAUGCCACAGCCCCACGGGACAAUGGCCCGCGCUUGCUGGUUGAGCGGGACCUCUUUGGGCGGUGUGCCCUGAAUGUCAUCGCUUGUGAGGGCUUGGACAGGGUAGAGCGCCCCGAGACAUAUAAGCAGUGGCAGGUGCGGAACCAUCGGGCAGGACUGAAGAAGCUGCCGUUGGAUCCAGAUAUUGUUACAGCCGUCAGGGAGCAUGUCAAGAGCUGCUACCACAAGGACUUCGUCAUUGAUGUGGAUCUCCAGUGGCUCUUGGAAGGGUGGAAGGGGCGCAUAUUUUAUGCCAUGUCGACAUGGGUUGCAGAUGAUGCUAUCUCAUCAUUUUAGCUGCGUUUUCUUAUCCAUUCUGGAUAUAGCUAUUGAUAAUGGCAGGCAUAUAUAUAUGUUUCUGCGUUGCCAGUGAACAUCAAACACUGCUAAGCAGCUGUGAUUCAGCGAACUUCAUUUCAAGAUGGCUUGUUGGACUAGAGAUGAAACUUGUAAGAUAGAAAUAAGUUGAGAAAUAAUAAUGUCUUUUGUAAUGUAAAAUUAGAUGUUUAUAUAGGUGAUCUUGUUGCUCCUUAGAGCUAUCAUAGGAUCUUAGCUAUAGUUCCUGGCGUGUUGACGCAGAACUUUUGUUAAUGUACGACAAACCGAAUAUCCCUGCUAUAUUGUUAUUCUG